Sardina pilchardus (European sardine) is the source of this 6847-nucleotide messenger RNA. It is a transcript of the gene smchd1, whose product is annotated as structural maintenance of chromosomes flexible hinge domain containing 1. Lineage: Eukaryota; Metazoa; Chordata; Actinopteri; Clupeiformes; Clupeidae. The transcript has 49 exons. Gene Ontology annotation, molecular function: protein binding; ATP binding. Gene Ontology annotation, biological process: double-strand break repair; chromosome organization. The record is from RefSeq and is a predicted model, not a curated record. Gene Ontology annotation, cellular component: chromosome. The coding region runs from base 500 to 6484 and encodes 1994 amino acids.
GCCGCGCGUGGUGUGGAGGAGGGUCGCGAGCGACACAGUUUAUUGGAAAAUGUCGAACUCUUGCAAAUAGAUAAGUCAUUGAGUUAACCAAAUGUGACAGACUUUUCCCUUACUUUUGAGCUAUACGCACAAGUGCCUACGAUGGCUUUGUAGCAGUUGAAAACGGGGGAAAUGUCUACAUUGCUAAUAUAACGUUAACUUAUGUUAUUUUACCAUGUGCGUUCACUUUAUAACGUUAAGUUAAGCAAGAAAUAUAUAGAAGCUAGCUGCUAGGCUUCGAACUUGAAUUUCGGUGGCGGUCAUGGCUGGUGGUUAACUUGUCUACGAAUGUACUGUAGAUUGUCUUUCCUAACUGUUGACUGUCUACGUUAGGCCUAUUAGAAAUUAUCUGCCUACACGAACGUUACCUAGAUAUCUAUCGCUAGCUAACUUAGCCAUCGUCUACUUACUAGACUCUCAGCAUCCGCCAGCUGCAUAGCAGCAGGAAGACGGAGGAAUCAUGGCGGAGAUGCAGUCUCAAACCAAAACGGCGGGUCCGAAAUUGUGUCAAUCAAACAAUUCUUCCGAACUGUUAGCCAGUUCUCAGAGAAGUAUGAGAGUUUUUGAUUGCCGUCCUGAGAGUAAGCAAGUCACCGAGCAAGUCGUGGAGGCCACAGGCAAAAAUUUGGAAGUGUUCCUUCAGGAUGUAUCAAAGGCAUUUUCCGUAUCUGGCAAGGAAACCUUUGUGUUGACGACAACUGACAGGCGGGUUAUUGAUGACGGCAUAUUUGAUGAACUUGAAGAUGGAAUCACACUUCAGCUGCUGCGCACUGCAGACCAGGAGUUGCCAGCAGCAACCCAGGAGCGUAUUAAAUACGUGCCCCACUACUACACGCUGGUGCAGAGUGGCAUGUACGAGUAUUACGCCAGCGAGGGACAGAAGUCACUGCCUUACGCCUUUGCAGAGCUUGUCGACAAUUCCUUGUCAGCCACAGCCAGCAAAGAAGGACUCCGGACUAUUGAAAUUCGUCUGUUGUUUGAUGAAAGCCAGGGUAAACAUGCAGCAGUGGUACUGGAUAAUGGCUGCGGUAUGACCUCAAAGCAGCUGAAUAACUGGGCUGUGUACAGACUGUCCAAGUUCAACCGGGACAACACCACAUUUCACAGUGAUCAUUCGGGGUAUGUGCGGCCUCCUCCGGUCCCUCGGAGUCUCAACAGUGACAUCUCGUUCUUUGGUGUUGGUGGGAAGCAAGCAGUGUUCUACAUUGGACAGUCUGCACGGAUAAUCACCAAGCCAGCAGCCUCCCCCGAUGUGCAUGAGUUUGUCAUGUCCAAAGAGGACUUUGAGCGGAAGGAAAAAAACAAGGAGGACAUUUAUUGUGGCGUCAUCAGGAACAGAAAGCCUGGCGACUGUGCCCAUAUUGUGUCGGAGGAGGAGCUCUUCCUGCAGGCCCUUAUUGCGGAGGAGGAAGGCAAGGAGAGUUUCACUGCAGUGGUCAUCACUGGUAUCCAGUCAGACCACAUCACCUACCUCAAGCAGCAUUUUGAUCUGUGGACCAGAGAGUUGGCCCACAUUUAUCAUUAUUAUGUACAUGGCAUCCAUGGAAAUGAUAUGAGACAGUCUGCUAAGAAUGUUGAAAAAGAGUCAAAUGUUGACAUCAAGAUCUCUCUGGUGGAGAAGUCUGGUAAGCAGUCACGUCGUGUGAACCUGCGCGACGUAGACUACGACAUGCAGACGCUCUACAUCAAUUCCACCUCGGCCUCCUUUGAGUUCCGCGCCCAGGCCCAGGGAGAGGCCACUGUGGAGGGGCUCAUCCGGUACCACCCGUUCCUGUACGACCGGGAGACCUACCCCCAGGACCCCUACGCCAGCCCAGGCCCAGCCGAUGAAGAAGACGAUGAAUGUUUAGUGUUGAAUCCAGUGGGACGGGGCAAGAGGCCUAUUUUUGAAUGCUUCUGGAAUGGCAGGCUGAUUCCUUACACCACUGUAGCUGAGUUUGAGUGGUGUGCAUGCCCAAAGAAAGCAGGAUCCGUACCAGCAGAGUGCUACAAUCGGAUCUCGGGUGUUCUGUUCACCAAUGACUGCUUCCCUGUCAGCACCAACAAGCUCACCUUCAUGGACCUGGAACUGCAGCUGCGAGACAGGGAGACCAUCUUCACCCGGGUCAUCAAUGGCCAGGACCAGAGAGUUAAGAUUCAGAGGGAGUUCACCACUUGGAUGAAGGAAUGCCAUGAGCAGUAUGAUAAGCAGAUCAAGUUCACGGGAUUCCAUGGUGUGACCACCCGCUCAGACAUCAGCACCAAGAGGCACCAGUAUCCCUGGGCGCAGUUCAGCUCCAUCAAAUGGGAUGGCAAGACCUACAAAGUGGGCCAACAUGUGAAGUCUGUGAAGACUCUCCCCGUGAUUUUUGGCACCAUUAAGGAGUUCUUGCUGUAUGGAGACCAUGAGGGUGAUGUCUUUGCCACGGGGGGCUAUGUCCAAAUCGCCAUGCAACCAAAGGAGCUGUAUGAUGAAAUCCGAACCAUUCCUAUCUUCAAGAUUGACAGGCAGGCUACGGCAGCAUCUAUCAAGAAAAUCAUUGAAGAUGAAUUAGCCAAGCUACCCAUAGAGUUGAGGGUCACCUGGCCUGAAGGGAACCCAUGGUCUGACUACGCAACUAAGCCUGCUGGCACCCCGAUGGGUCCCAUCCAAGUGGAGAUUCUGAAUAAGAAGGGAGAGUCCAUCUCCAAGCUACCUGUAGCCAGCAACACUGCAGGGCGGAAGUUUCUCAUGGAGCUCAAAGUCAUUUGGCACUCCCCCAAAGGAGAUAUCCAAACAAAUUCUCACAUCGGGGUGUACUCUGCCAAAUGGGACUACUGGUUUAAAAAAAUGGAAAAUCUGAACAAGCUGGGGAAGUACACGCUCCAUCUGCAGACGGUACUUAAUGAGAACAACUCGAGCGUGUGGGCUGGCCAGCAACUGCCCCACUACACUCUCAACUUCACCUUAACAGAGGGUGAUGCGGAGACAUUUUCAGUAUGCGCCGUGUCCUCGCCUCUCCAGGUGGGGGCGCCCUUCUCUCUCUCGCUUGAGCUCAAAGAUGAAUUUGGGCACCCGGCCCGUCCCCCAUCCGACCUGAAGCCAAAACUGGAAUGCAGCACCCUGGCGGUGACUCAUGAGGGCACUGCCGUCAACGGAACGACUUUCACCAUCAAAGGUGUAAGAGCCAAAGGCUCAUUAAAAACCAAGGUUCACACAUUGAAGGUUGUAUUAGAAGGCCUCAAAUAUGACUCGCAGUCUGUGCAGAUCAGCAUGCUUCCGGGUCUCCCCCACACCCUGCGGGUUCUCCCAGAGGAGGAGCUGAUCACCGUGGAGAACAGAACAGCCGUGAGCUUCAAAGUGGAGGUUCUGGACGAGUCCGAGAACAUCACCACACACUCCAAACUCAUCGUGCGCUGCCAGUUUGCUGGCGUGCCGGAGGUGCCACUGGAGGCGGUGGACUGCAGCAACACAGGGGCGGGGACGCUGCUGGGGAAACCCCUCCAGCUGAACAUCAAGACUGAGCAGGUCAUCACGGCAGAGUUUGACCUCCCUAAUCACAAAGGAGUGGCGUGUGUGCAGCGGAAGCUGUGCGUGCUCCCCAGCCGCAGCGUGACCCGUGUGGAGGUGUUCCGGGUGGAGGCGCAGGGCGACACUCCGAUGGUCAUCAGGAAUCUGGAGCGCAUCGACUGGACCGCCGGCGACACCCUGGGAAGCCUCUUCUACAAGCUGUAUGACGAGGGAGAGCGAGAAAUUCCCAUCAACCCAGAGCUCGCUCAAAAAAUGAAGGUGAACUGGAGUGCCAACUUGAAGAGUGCAGACGUGGCGAAGGGGCGUCUGCCCUCGGUGUGUGUGCCCACUCUGGCGCAGGGCGAGCAGUUCUACCAGGUGGCGUUCCAGGGCCAGCCCUCGGUGGAGACCUCCUUCAUCAUCGUGCCUCGCCCCGAUGAGCCAGAUUGCCUGAAGGUGACACUGAGAGAGACGUCCGUCCGACUAGGAGAGCUGCUGGCAGGCAACAUCAAUUUAGAGCUCACGGAUCAGUAUGGCAACAAGACAGAUGCUUUGACUGCAGAAUCGGUCAAAACUAUCAGUGUGUCUGCCGAUGGACUGGACGAAUCCUCCAUUGUCAUUAAGUGGCAGGCGGUCACACAGUCUGUGUGUGUGCGAGGCCUGCGCUUCAUUGAUUGCCCUCCUGGACAGAAAGAGGUGCGCUUUGCGUGGCAGCGCUACGAGGAGUUUGUUCGCGUCCGAGUCAACGCUGGACGUCCAGCCAAGAUCACCAUCCAGGACGGCCCAGAAAUGCCCCUGCAGGUGCUGAACGGUCAUGGUGUGGACACGCCGUUUGUCCUCCAGCUCUGUGAUGACUGGGACAACCCCUCCCCUGACCAGCGCGUCGUCAUAACGGUCAAGGAGCUGUCGCCGCAACUGAAGGUUAAGGCAUCGGUGAUGUCGCAACCGGUAGACUCGGAGGGGAAGGCCAGCUUCACACUGACGCAGGUCACAGCACCAAAGGGGGAGUAUCAGAUGGAGUUCAGGGGCAGCAUGAGCACCAGCACUAUAUCAGGUGCAGUGGUGCUGCUGAAUGUGAUGCCAGAUCCCUGCAGGCCAGUUGAGCUAAUGGUGGACUAUGACACCAGUGAACUGUUUCAUGCGGGUGGGACUUUUCCAGUGUUUACAGUGACCGUGGUGUCUGAAGAUGGAGGAGCGGUGAGGAACACAAACCCAGCCGGUGUGUCCAUGCUGCUGUGGAAGGGUCCGCCCGCUGGUCUGCAUCCUCCACCUGAGGCAUCAACCCUGAAGUGUGGGAAACCUAAGAAGAGCGAAAAGCAGGAGUGCCUGUAUUUCAGAGAUAAGGUUAUUCCAGAGCAUGUGGGCAAAUACACUGUCCAGUUUGCCCUCUCUGUAGACAAGACCAACACAAUUUGGAGUAAACAGCACAUCGUAACCGUGGUUCCCAGCAAGGCUGUUAAGCUGGUCCCUGAAAUCCCGCCUCCCACCCCUGUGGUCUCCAAUAACAACGACCCGGCCAAUCGGACGCUAGUGGAGAGUCUGUGGCUGAAGAUCAUGGAUGAGUAUAAUAACCCAGCAGGGGAAGGCUGUAGUGGGAAGGUGUGUGUCUCGCUGAAGAAUCCAGCAGGCGGUAGCCAGAGAGACCUACCUCUGUUUGAGGGCAAAGCCUCCACUGCCACCUACCAGCUGACAAAUGGGGAGGCCCAUAUUGAAAACCUGGCUCUGGCGGAGAACAGUCCUGGUCGUGACGGAAACGAGUACAUUUUAAUCUUCAAGGCAGACAUUCUUGAGCUGACACCCUUUGAGCUUCCCUUCAGAUUUUACAACGAUGUGGAGAAUCAGAGGCAGAUGUCAGCACUGACUAAGAAAAAGGACCGCCUAUCCAUCUCCAUUGACGUUUACCGCAGUCUGUUUGACACCAACCACCAGCUCAUCUCGGAACUAAAGGGUCAGGUUCAACUUGCUGAAAACAAAGAAAAGCAGCUUAAAUCUGAAAUCCAAAAAAGCGGCCUUGGAAGCACAUUUAGCACUAUUUCUGCGAUUGACGAUCUGAUCAGUCAGAAGAGGGCGGAGAUGGAACGCAUCCUGAAGCAACCCCGGCGUAAAUGCGACAUCAACGACCCCUUCAAAACAAGCCCUGAUGUCUUGGGAAAGGUAGCCCACCUGGCCAAGGUGGAGGAGGACGAUGCUGCCAAGGUCAUCUCCUGGCAUCUCCUAGGUGACAUGGACUGUGUGGUCACUGUGACGACAGUAGCAGCGCGAAAGAUCUAUGAUGACACACAAGGUCGACAACAGGUCAUGCCGCUGGAGACGGUGUUCUGGAAAACUUCUGCUAGGCCGUUGCCCCACAUCAGAAAUGGCAUGAAUACUUUCCACCCAGUGGGAAAUCCUGUUUUCGCCCGAGACUUGCUCAUCUUCCCGCAGUACGGCGAUAAAUGCCAGAUGGUCUUUGGAAGCCUGCUGGGGGACACGAUCCUUAUUGAUGACCUUGACUCUGCCAACCAUUAUCGGAAGGGGGUGGUGCAGGGCAAGAGUCAGUGUCCCACCCUGUUGACACGGCAAGGGGACCGCAUCCGCAGCAACGGGAAGUUUGGCGGCCUGCAGAACAAAGCUCCUCCCAUCGAGAAGCUGAGGGGUCAUGUGUUCGCAGCCCCCCUCCCCAGGGAGUACUUCUCAGCCCAACGCCACGUGGAGCUGCUGCAGCAGUACCGCGUCACGCUGGAGAAGUGCCAGGCGGUGAAGGAGGACUACGACGCCCACGUGGAGUACCUGCAGAGCCCCGAGAUGAGGCAGAAGGAGCGCGAGCUCAAGGAGCAAAGGAAAGAGCUCCAGGACAUCGAGAAGAAACUCGCGAGCACUCCUGUCCGUGCGCCGCUUAGUUCUGCUGUGAAACGGGCCCAACGGGAAUCGGAAGGAGAACCUUCUAGAGCCCCGUCCAAGAGAGCGCGUCUCAAGCCCUGCAGACUGCUCGAUUGAAGCGGACACUCUGUGGAAGCUCAGAAGAAUAUGAAGUGUUUAAAAAGGAAGCUGCGGAAGCUCAAAAGAAUAUUAAGUGUUUAAAAAGCAUGAUUUGUAUGCUCAGUUCCUAAAAACUGAUUUUAUUUGUUUCUAUUAGUUUGCUAUCAUAUUGUAUUUAAUUUUUAUUUUUAUGAAGUAUUUGUUAGUUCUUUCUGAGAAAGACAUUUACCUUGCUUUACUUAUUACUGCUCGAAUUUAUAUGAUUCACAGACACAAAAAUAUGUUGUAAUAUUAUCGAUAGAAAACCUGAAAUACCUGGACUGAACCCUGUUUUUUUCUGUGAUCAACAGUAAUAAAGGGAGAAUUUGUAUGUUUUCAAAA